Ctenopharyngodon idella (grass carp) is the source of this 3843-nucleotide messenger RNA. RefSeq names its product CCR4-NOT transcription complex, subunit 4a (gene cnot4a). Gene Ontology annotation, cellular component: CCR4-NOT complex. The coding region runs from base 308 to 2629 and encodes 773 amino acids. The transcript is spliced from 13 exons. Gene Ontology annotation, biological process: protein ubiquitination. Gene Ontology annotation, molecular function: RNA binding; metal ion binding; ubiquitin-protein transferase activity. The record is from RefSeq and is a predicted model, not a curated record. NCBI's taxonomy places the organism in Eukaryota, Metazoa, Chordata, Actinopteri, Cypriniformes, Xenocyprididae.
UCAAUGAGAGGUGACUGGUUACUGUAUUCCCUCCUCAUUUCAGUGUAAGAUGGUGGUAAAGAAUCUGCUACCUAAAUAAAACAGUAAAACUGAGUAGGAAACAUUUAAUCAAUACUGAACAUCUGAGCUGUGGAGUAGUGCUCAUUCCAAACUAUCAGAUAGGCACAUCUGAUCAGUUGAAAGGCAGAAACCCCCGCCUAAACUAGAGUCAAUAUCCCUUGGAGUGGAAUCCCUGCAAUACAGGACCAGCUAGUUGAACCCCUCGGCCGACCUGCCACAGACUCUCCUGAUCUUGCCGUGCAAUAGGAUGUCCCGCAGUCCAGAGCUGAAGGAAGACCCCAUGGAGUGCCCACUGUGCAUGGAACCGCUGGAGAUUGACGAUGUCAACUUCUUCCCCUGCACCUGCGGCUACCAGAUCUGCCGUUUCUGCUGGCACCGCAUCCGCACAGACGAGAACGGCCUCUGCCCUGCUUGCAGAAAGCCUUACCCGGAGGAUCCGGCAGUGUACAAGCCACUGUCACAAGAGGAGAUCCAGAGGAUAAAGAACGAGAAGAAGCAGAAGCAGAAUGAAAAGAAGCAGAAGGUGACGGAGAACCGCAAGCACCUGGCUAGCGUCCGUGUGGUGCAGCGGAACCUCGUCUUCGUGGUGGGACUUUCUCAAAGACUCGCGGACGCAGAGGUUCUAAAGCGCCCAGAAUAUUUCGGGAAGUUCGGCAAAAUUCAUAAAGUGGUCAUCAAUAACAGCACAUCAUAUGCAGGUUCACAGGGUCCUAGUGCCAGUGCCUAUGUAACUUACAUUCGUUCAGAGGACGCCCUCAGAGCAAUACAGUGCGUAAACAAUGUCAUAGUGGAUGGUAGAACACUCAAGGCUUCUUUAGGUACAACAAAGUACUGCAGUUAUUUUCUUAAAAGCAUGCAGUGUCCCAAACCAGACUGCAUGUAUUUACACGAACUGGGGGAUGAAGCGGCUAGUUUUACAAAAGAAGAAAUGCAGGCUGGGAAACAUCAAGAGUAUGAACAAAAAUUACUCCAAGAUCUUUACAAAGCGAACCCUAACUUUUUACAAACCUCAACGUGUGGGGAGAAGUCGAAGAGCAAACCCAACUCCACUCAGAGACCAAAUAGCACCAAUAAAGAAGGGUGGCCCACAUUACAGAGCUAUGGGAAAAUGGUUAACGGUUUAACCACAGAGCAUCGCAAGUCCCCUCCUCUUUUAGACUGCCUAACAGACUCAGAUCACAUGACUCCAGACGAACCAGACCCUGAACAGGGAACAGAGCAGAACACAGGCCUCCCACCCUUCCCAUCAGCCUUAGAGCCUACCAGUCCAAUUGACAAACCAUCAGAACCCAUAAGUAUAGGAAAUGGGGAAAAUAUAUCACAGACAUCCAGUAGCGAUUCCCCAUCUCCUCCACCUGGCCUUACUAAACCCAGCCUCGUUGUGCCCAUCAGCGUGGCUGAACUCGCAGCACGCUCACCCUUCGAGGGGGCGGCAGCUGAGUCUCAGUCUCUUUUCUCAGACAACAGCAAUUUCAGACAUCCCAACCCCAUCCCCAACAGCCUGCCCUCCUUCUCCAGUUCACCACAGGGAGCCUCCGACUGGCCCAUGACUCCAGAACCACAGAGCCUUUUCACCUCAGACACUAUCCCCGUGUCCUCCUCCACCGAUUGGCAGGCGGCGUUCGGUUUUGGCUCUUCGGCCAAGCAGCAGCAGCAGGACGAUGACCUUGGCUUUGACCCAUUUGACGUCACACGGAAGGCUCUGGCCGACCUCAUAGAGAAAGAGCUGUCAGUCCAGGAGCAUUCCCCCCUCUCUCCCAACCCCUCUUCCCAUCAGACCAGCCUCCCCAAUGGCCAACAGCGCCUUCCUCACCUCCAGCACAGAGGCCUCUAUAACUCCUUCAGCCUUCCCCAACACAUGGCCGCACGCCACCCCUGGAUGGGCCUCCCUACCCGCAAUAACCUCACACACUUGAACCACACGGCCACCGCAGCAGCCGCACACAGCCAUUUCUUAGACCUGAGCAUGCCGGCCCAGCACCACAGCACCGGCCUUGGAGGGAUUCCUAUAUCAGAAAACAAUGGCUCUGUGGAAAGCAUAAAUGUGAAAGAGUGGCAGGAUGGACUGCGAGCACUCCUACCAAAUAUCAACAUCAACUUCGGAGGCCUCCCGAACUCUACCUCUUCCUCCUCCUCUUCCUCUACUUCCAGUGUGAAUCACAUCGGGGUGCCGGUAGGCUCAGCCGGAGUCUCGCACGGCCUCAGCUGGGACAGUGCGGCCAGUUGGAUGGACCCCGCCAUCAUCACAGGUAUCCCAGCAUCCACAGGCAACAGUUUGGACUGUCUCCAGGAUGACAAUCCGCCACACUGGUUAAAGUCACUGCAGGCGCUCACAGAGAUGGACGGACCGCCCAGCUCCAGCGCACUCCCACAGCCCCCGCACACCGGCCUCCUAGACGCGGCGGCCCAUCUUUCCUUACACAGAGCCGCCUGGGCCCCUUACCUCCCCCCACCCACACUCACCCCAAGUCAGUUCCACUCCCCACCUCCAGGCUUUCAGACAGCCUUCAGACCCCCAGCGCAGACGGCCACAGACAUCCUACAGAGUGCCGGUAUUGACCGUCACUAAAGACAACCCUUGAUUUAACUGCAUUACAAACAUGAAACUGCAAAUAUACCCCUUCCAUUAAUAACGUAACAUAAGCUCUUGUCUUUCUACCAUUUCCCUCUCCAUCCCUUUCCCAUCUGGACUUGUUUGUCUGUUGUCACUUUUUUUGAAGGCACACAUACAUCUCUGUAGAAUGAGCACCAUCAGUGCAGGGUAAUGAUUUAAAUGAAGGUGCCUAGGAGAUUUAGACAGACACUGAGGGUCUUAACACAUAUACACACACCUUCACAUAUGAUUCUGGGGGGGGGGGGGGGGAAGAGUUUGACAUUGAAAUGUGUAGACAAAACCAUGAGCACUGAUGUGUACAUGUGACUAAUAAUGGCUAAACGGAAUGUGCUUAAACGAAUAACAUGUCUGAUUGACCUCACUCCUUCAUCCAAGGUACAGACUGCAAUUUAAUACUGUGAAUCUUUACACUUCCCGUAUGUUAGGUCUCACCACCACUCAAAGGAAACGGAAGCGGAUUAUUUUAAGAUAAGUCUAUGUAAUGCUCUCUUCUUCUUACACGCUUAAUUUUUACGGAGCCACAGGUAAGAUUUUUGAGGGCAUUUGUAGAGUCAAGACCCUGGUCCUCCUUGGAAGGGAGUUAAUUAAUGACAGAGUGGUACCUACUAUAUCUUAGGAAGGAAACCAUUUUGUAUUCAGGGCGUUUGUCUAAAGCAUCUUUGGGCAAGGAUGGUGAUGUGAGACCUGACAUGCUGCUACAGGAUGUCUGCAGUACCUUCAUUCCCAAGAAGAAAGGUGAGCAAGACCACUGUGGAAGUGUUUAUUGGCUUGCCUAUAGAAUAAGCCAUUCAUACAAGGUAUGAAUCAGGAAUCAGUCUGGAACCUUGGGAAGGAUGGUGAUGGUAAUAAAAGGGAGACAUGUCAAGGCACGAUUGCAGAUAAUACGAGUGUUGAAAGCGUAAAGACAGGCACACACUAACAUGCCCCCAUUCCAAGGCCUUCAAAUGAUUUCUACUCUCUUUUCUUUCUCAUCUGUGUGGCCAUACUAAACAGUAUUUAUCAAAUGCAAUCACUCAUUCUUUCAGGAAAAAAAUCAAUGUAGUCCAACAUUUGGGUUUAACAUGCUGCUGAAAUCAUUUAAUACAAAAUAAAGCGCUAAAAGAAAAGAACUGACCCAUUUUCUGCUGGUCUGGAACAAUGAAAUCUUAAAUAAAAUCGAGUAUUCAGUG